Molecule: messenger RNA, 1214 nt
Organism: Daldinia vernicosa
Lineage: Eukaryota; Fungi; Ascomycota; Sordariomycetes; Xylariales; Hypoxylaceae
Product: CI-B8 domain-containing protein
Exons: 3
Coding region: 96-737 (213 amino acids)
Cellular component (GO): mitochondrion
Molecular function (GO): structural constituent of ribosome
Source: RefSeq, a predicted model, not a curated record
CCCACUUACCAAAAGUUAUACCAUUUUGACCUUGCGCCAGCCGAAUUGAAAACUUGAUAGCGAGCUGAGAAAAGCUCGCAGGACGGUUAAUCAAGAUGGUGAACCCGGGAAAGCGGAUGCACAUACUGCAAGCCCUACUGGCAUUACGGCAUGGCCCGGGAGCAGCAAUAUUACCACCCGAGAUUACGCGGAUACAUAUGGACUUCGCAUUGAAGUGGAAUGAUGGACACCUUGGACCGAGGAAAUUCUGGAAGAUGUGCCUCCCACGUCUGAAAUUCUGGAAUCCUGCAGUACCUAUGCUCGUAAACCGAACGUCAGAUCAAUCGGCUCCGGCCAAGAUGUCUAUCUACUUCCGACAAGCCGCGCUGGGCUCCGAUACCCCUUCCGCUCUAACCACCAAGCUUAGUGAGCUGCCCUUAGCACGGCAACCGCACUCGAGCACGUCGAACGAGCACCCAGCACCCGAGCCCGAAGAAGGCGAGCGUGUCGUGACGAUAGACAUGAAAAACGUGCACUCGGACGACAUCCUCAACGAAUUCUUGACUAAGACGGGCGCUACUCUCGUCCACCCGACACCCGACGAGCAAGUCGAGAUGCGGCAACUUGAGGAACUUCAGGAGAAAGCUGCCGUCGACAGGGCAAUCAUGAAGAAAUACAUCGACGAUGUGAAGCGCGAGGAGCGCAUACUGGCUAUAGCUCGCCAAGAAGCCGAUGCUAUCAAGAUGGCCAACGAUUAAGAUAACGGGGACCACUAAUUUCUCUCUCCCCCCCUGUCUUCUUUAUGUACCUCUCUAUUUUAGGCCGGAGAAAAAAUUUUCUGCCCCAAUAAAAAGAGAUGGUCGAUUUAUAAAGCUGGCCGAGAGCAGCUACUACAACAACAACAACAACAACAAACCUUUCGAGAGAACCUCUUCUUACGUUCGACUCGUCGCUCUACCUGUACCAAGAUGUGUAUCAUACGCAAUGAUGCUAGGCGCAUUAAACCUCAGGGGAUAUAUAUGUAUAUCGAGAAAAGGAAGUAUAUACCGCGCCUCUGCAAGAAGGCGGGCGUUCAUGAAGGGACGCCUGCCUACCUUACCUAUCAGGUACUGACUGAAUGAAUAAAAAUACCAAUCAGAAGAAAUGCGUAGUCUUUUCUCUCUCUCUCUCUCUCUCUCUCUCUUUCUUCUGCUUCUCUUUCUAUACCUCAGUUUCCACCAUUACAAACUCCUUGC